CCCCAGCGCCUCCCCCCAAUGCCCCCCCGCCCCCCCAAACAAGGCGAUGCGGAUCCACCUUAAAUCGGGGGGGGAGGGGCGAUUAUUAAUUUUUAACGCCCCGGCAUCGCCUGGACCAAUCAGCUGCGAGCGGGGGCGGGGACGAGUCCAAGUUUUGCAACUUUGCCGAGGGGAGCAGAGGGAGCCCGAGCCUUGGCCCCCCCCCCGCCCCGCGCUGCUCCUCCCGGGGGGCUCGAUCCCGACACUCCAGGGCCCCCACCUCGGUCCAGCCAUGUCUCCCCGCGGGUGUCUGAGCGUCACCAAAUAUUUCCUCUUCCUCUUCAACCUCCUCUUCUUCGUCCUGGGCGGCAUCAUCCUCAGCUUCGGCCUCUGGAUCCUAAUCGACCAGCAAAGCUUCGCCGCCGUCCUGGGUUCCUCCCUGUACGCCCUGAAGGUCUGGUCCUACAUCCUGUCCGGAGUUGGCAUCGUCACCAUGCUGAUGGGUUUCCUCGGAUGCCUGGGUUCCCUCAAGGAGAUCAAGUGUAUGCUGGGAUUUUAUUUCGGUUUCCUCUUUCUCCUCUUCGCUGCCCAGAUCACCAUUGGGGUCCUGCUGUACACGCAGCGUGUCACGCUGAAUGGCAAGGUGGGGGUGUUCGUGGAGGACGCCAUCCGGACCUAUCCGCAGGCAGGACCCCCCAGCGAGAAGUACCAGAGCUGGGACUUCAUCCAGGGGCAGCUCCAGUGCUGCGGCUGGAACUCGUACCUGGACUGGCAGCAGAACCCCGUCGUGGACAAUUCCUCCCGCAAACUGUACCCCUGCUCCUGCCACAACAGCUCCAGCCCUGGUGAGCGCGGCACCAACAUCACCGAGGCCCCGGCCGUGCAGGGGGCCACCGGGUUCUGCGGCGCUUCUGGGGAGUGGCCGGUCUACAGGCAGGGCUGUGCGAACAGCGUCCAGGGCUGGCUGGCCAAUAACAUCAUCAGCAUCGUGGGCGUCUGCCUGGGCAUCGCCCUGAUGGAGAUCCACGCCAUGUCCAUGGUGUGCUCCCUGCUCCGAGAGGAAUCGUUCGGCACCCCCCAGGGGCCAGAGCAGGAGACGCAGCGGCUCCCGGGUAGCCCCCAGCCCAGGGGCCUGGCCCAUCACUGGGGGGGUCGGCAGCGCAUCGCCUGAGAGCCCCAUGGGGGGCCCCCUAGACAGGAGACCCCCCCCCAGCAUCUCCUAAUAAUAAAGUAUCUGUGGAAAGAAUGAGGGAGUUAGGAGCAGUGGUUAUUCCGGGGGGGGGGGGCUCUCCCCUGGGGCAGGGCUGGCCCCAAAGCCCCAGGGUGGCACUAGGGGGCGCUGUGCUGCAGAGAGCGGGGUGGGGUGGGCGGGGACAGACGGAUUUCAGGUAAUCAACACACCUGUGGGAUUGAGGGGAUUGACUCCUGAAUGACUUGGGCACUGACUCCGCCCCCGAUCAUCUACCCCCAUCGCCCCCAACCUGCUAUCAGGCCCCCACCCCCAUCACAGCAUUGCUUUCAGGGGUGUGUGGCUACAUUGUGGGGGGGGGCUGACCCCACUCACACGGAGCCACUGGGGUGGAGGGGUGGGCUGUGCUUGGGAUGGUUUGGUGGGAGAAGUGGGAUCUCUCAUCUCCUCCCACAGUUCUAUGGGGGUGGUUGGUGGGGGAAAUGGGAUCCCUCCAUUAACUGUCCUGCCCCCCCAGCUCUGUGGGGGAUAGUUGGUGGGACUCUCCCUCCCCCUCACACCAGCUUGUCAGAGGGUGGUUGGUGUGAACAGUGGGAUCCCUCCAGUAACUCUCUUCCCCCACCCCAGCUUGUCAGGGGUGCUUGAUGGGAGUGGUGGGAUGGUUGGUGUCAGGAGUGGGAUCUCUCCAGUAACUGUCUCUCUCUCUCCCCCCAGCUCUGUCUCAUGAUGUUAUCGAUGUUUCUGUUUAGAAACAUGGGCCAGAACUACGACAAGCUGACCCGAUACUCCUAGGAAGCCCCUCCCGCCCCAGGGGGUGGAGGGGGAGCAGAUGGGCAGGAGUCACCGCCCCCCAACGGGGACCGUCCAGCAUGGGCUGAAGCAGCUUUCUGUCUGUCUGUCCCUGAGUGUUCGUGGCAGGGGGCAGGGCCCCUGGUCCAUUUCCCCCCACCCCGUCCCUGGCCUGAGCUGUGCUCACCCCUUGGGGCAGUGGCAUAGGGACGGGGCAGCUAUUUCGUUCUGUCUCUGGGUAUCUAUUAGUGGGGUAGGGAGGGGAAGUGCAGGUGGGGGUGGGGGAGAGAUCCUGGUACCUUGGGGGGGGGUCAGGGAGGGGCAGGAGGUUGGGAUGUGUGAAUGUCUGUGUGCCAUUGAAUGUGUUCUCUGCGGGGGGGGGGCGGUUCUUCCCCCCCCCCCCCAGGAAU
Molecule: messenger RNA, 2367 nt
Organism: Mauremys mutica (yellowpond turtle)
Lineage: Eukaryota; Metazoa; Chordata; Testudines; Geoemydidae
Gene: CD37
Product: CD37 molecule
Exons: 9
Coding region: 47-1150 (367 amino acids)
Cellular component (GO): membrane
Source: RefSeq, a predicted model, not a curated record